ACUGCCAGGCUGUUGAACAGGAAUAGAGUUGACAAGCGGCCAGGGGUUUGUUUGGCCAGCUUCAAGAUACUAUUUCUUAAGAUUGAAAUAAUUCUUAAAUUCUCUAAAAAUAUGGAUUAAAUCCUAAACUUUUCUACAUAAAUUUAUUCAACUUUUACUUAACUACGUCAUUAAUAAAAACGAUGCCUCGUAAAAAAGAAAAGAAAGAAUAAAAAAUAUACCAGGGGAGAAAAAGGAAAAGAAAAAAACUUCGUGGGGUGAAGGCUUGGCUUUGACGAAAGGAAAAAGAAGCAGCAGCUCAGCUUAGCUUAGCUCAGCUCAGCUCAGUCCCCUCUGUCGCUGCUCCCAGCUUCUCUCUUCCAUUUCUCUCCGUUGUCCUUGUUCUUUUGUAGUUUGAGAUCUGAAAAUUGGGUAGGACGAGGGGAUUUGAUGACGAUGGUUUGAUUUUCUUAACUGUGAUUCCGAGCCUACAUCAACUUUCCAGUGUGUGUUGGAUCUGGGGAUUGGAGAAAAAUGUUUUCGCUGCGCUGAACGGAAUUCUUCACAUCUCUCUCUUUUGGUUGGUGUGAUUGAAUAUUUAUGCAUAGGAAAAAAAUUUGAUGUUGACACAUGGUUGAAUAUUAUAGAAUUUGUAAUGCGAGCGCCUGUUCGGUCUCUCGGAUUCUGGUGCAAUUACAGUUGUUUCAGACGAGGAAAUCUACAUAAAAAUGAUGAUAACGUUGAGAUGCCUGUGUCUUUAAAAGCCUGUCGACUUUAAUAAUUCACUUGAUGUUGCUUGACCGAUUUCGUUCUGCUACUGCAAAUGUAUUCUUGGAGUUCAUGAGGAGUUCUAUUUAUGAAAUGGUGGGAAUUUGAAUUUGUGCUUCUCUCUGACUCCGCCUUAGUUGCAUUCUUGUAAGUCGGAGUGCCUCUGAGGAGGGCCGUCCUCUUGAAAGAAGAUGAUUGAACAGUUCAUCAAUUUUGUGAUUCGCCCCCCAAGGGCAGAGUAUAAUCCAGAUCAGUAUUUAUGGGAAAAGGAUUUCACUCUUGCAGGCAGAACAUACAAACGACAGGAUUUGGAGCUUACCAAUGGUAGGGGUCAUACGUUGCAUUGUAGUCAUUAUGUGCCUUCACCUUUCCCAGAAGACACUCCUCUUCCCUGUGUUAUAUACUGCCAUGGAAACAGUGGAUGUAGGGCAGAUGCGAAUGAGGCUGCUGUAAUUCUUCUCCCAUCAAAUAUUACUGUUUUCACACUUGAUUUUUCGGGCUCAGGCUUAUCUGAUGGUGAUUAUGUCAGCCUUGGUUGGCAUGAGAGGGAUGACCUCAAAGUUGUGGUGUCUCAUCUAAGAAGCAACAAGCAAAUAUCACGUAUAGGUCUUUGGGGACGAUCCAUGGGUGCAGUUACUAGUCUUCUUUAUGGAGCAGAAGACCCCUCUAUAGCGGGAAUGGUGUUGGAUAGUGCCUUUUCAAACUUAUUUGAUCUAAUGAUGGAACUUGUGGAUGUAUACAAAAUCCGACUUCCUAAAUUUACAGUUAAGAUGGCAGUACAGUACAUGCGACGAGUAAUUCAAAAGAAGGCAAAGUUUGAUAUUAUGGACCUUAAUUGCUUGCAGGUUGCACCUAAAACAUUUAUUCCUGCUCUAUUUGGCCAUGCUAUUGAGGACAAAUUCAUUCAACCCCACCACUCUGACAUCAUUUUCAAGUCCUAUUCGGGAGAUAAGAAUAUUAUAAAGUUUGAUGGUGAUCACAACUCUUCUCGACCACAGUUUUAUUAUGAUUCAGUUUCCAUCUUCUUCUACAAUGUUCUACAUCCUCCUCAAGUUUCUUCUGUUUAUCCGAGUAAGCUUGACAAAUAUUAUGAUUUAGGAGACCUGAAGAUUGGUGCUGGUAUGGAUGAGAGAGUGUUAUAUGAGAUAAUUGCCGGUCUUCGCACUGCUGGGACUGAUGCUGCAAGCUCAUCAUCUGCUCCUCCUAGCAUCUCAAGCACAAAAUUCGUAGGAGAAUUUCUUUCUGAAAUUGCACCAGUCACUAGUGUUUCCAUGCUCAAUGAAGAAAUUAGCAUUAAUGGUGAUGAUCCAUUACACUUUCAGGAUAAGCCAAAUGGUCAGAAUGAUGAAUGUUGCUCAUAUACAAGCUCAAAUAGAGAGAGUUGGGGAAGAUGCUCAUCUUUAGGAGGCAGUGAUGAAGAAACUUCUGCUGAUUGUGCUGCUGCUAACAAUAGCCAUCAGAUGACUCUAAAGGCACUUGCAACGCCUCUUAGAAGCACACAACAAAAACCGUCAGAUCCACCAGAGGAAAAGAAGAAGAAGAAGAAGACAAAACCACCAACAGCUCCUAAGAAGCCUAAACGCGAGAAAUUUGAAAAACUGGAGGCCCUUAGCCAACGGCUGCGUCUUUGCAUUCUAAAGCGUGUUAAUCAUAGGAGACAUCAUUCUUCAUGAAUGCUUUCAUACAACAGAAUGGUCUUUGUAACUGUAGUUGUUUCUUUCACUUUUACUACCCUUCCUUGCAUCCUGUAUGUUUUCUUCCCAACAGACAUGGGCUCUGAUCUGAUUAGUGGGUGCCAUUUAGUUUGGAGAUUCUCCUAAUUUGCUUCAUGUAGAUUGAAUGAAUUUAAACCUUCAGUGACACUACACCUAUCUUUGUAUAGCAUGAAAGGUGUUAAUUUGCUUUCUGUAAAUUGUAUGAAUUGUAAGCUUAACUUGCUUGGCAUGAAAAGGCGGUGGUUGAUGAAUGAAUAUGGAUUUUAAGGUUUAA
Messenger RNA from Vitis riparia (riverbank grape), 2736 nucleotides. RefSeq lists its product as uncharacterized. The record is from RefSeq and is a predicted model, not a curated record. The coding region runs from base 939 to 2420 and encodes 493 amino acids. Lineage: Eukaryota; Viridiplantae; Streptophyta; Magnoliopsida; Vitales; Vitaceae. The transcript is spliced from 14 exons.